AUGCUUCACCCGUUGACUAACCGCGAAGCACUUUCAAAUGGCUACACGGACGAAAUGUACGAAUUCGCUCCACGACCCACCUGCACGCGAAAUCAUCCCAAUUGCAGAUCGAAGUAUCUUUUCUGUCAUAUUCGGAAGAAUGGUGAGGCACAGUGCAUGUCGAAAAUCCGUUUCGGAGGCAAAUGCUCGGGAUUCGAAGGCACGGAGAUUUGUUUCGUCGGCGAAUGCAUUGCGGGUGUAUGCGCAAAAGGCCACAAACCGCCUCCGAAGCUGAAAAAGUCAGACGAUAACGAUUGGUAUAUGUAA
Cooperia oncophora is the source of this 306-nucleotide messenger RNA. NCBI's taxonomy places the organism in Eukaryota, Metazoa, Nematoda, Chromadorea, Rhabditida, Trichostrongylidae. The record is from the annotation of a GenBank genome assembly.